Molecule: messenger RNA, 2291 nt
Organism: Menidia menidia (Atlantic silverside)
Lineage: Eukaryota; Metazoa; Chordata; Actinopteri; Atheriniformes; Atherinopsidae
Source: the annotation of a GenBank genome assembly
UUGACCGUACAUACAAGUUUUUCAGCACCACGCGCGGUGGACAGCGGCAUGGAGCCCUUCACGGUCCCCGGAUCUCAGAUAUCCCUGUCCGAUCUUUACUCGGUUAUCCCCUUUAACGUGACCCUACCCGACCAGGAUGGCGACCUGGUGGUGGACAGACUUCAGAAUUGCACCAAGCAGGAAAGUCCGGUGAGGAGUACCCAGGGAAUGGUCAUCGCCGUGUCCAUCACCGCGCUCUACUCCGUCAUCUGCGUGGUGGGACUUCUGGGCAACGUCCUCGUAAUGUACGGGGUUGUGAGAUACACCAAGAUGAAGACAGCUACAAACAUCUACAUCUUUAACUUGGCUCUUGCCGAUGCCCUGGCCACGAGCACGCUUCCUUUCCAGAGUGCCAAAUACCUCAUGAACAACUGGCCUUUUGGGGAGGUUCUGUGCAAGCUCAUCCUCGCCAUUGACUACUACAAUAUGUUCACAAGUAUCUUCACCCUCACUAUGAUGAGUGUGGACCGCUACAUUGCCGUGUGCCAUCCGGUCAAGGCGCUGGGAUUUCGGACGCCACUAAACGCGAAGAUAAUCAACAUCCUAAUCUGGGCCUUGUCUUCUGCAAUUGGAGUUCCAAUUAUGGUCAUGGCUGUGACCAAAGUGACAGAUAGUGGUAAAACAACCUGCACGCUGAGGUUUCCUCAUCCCGACUGGUACUGGGACACCGUCACAAAGAUCUGCGUUUUCAUUUUUGCGUUCGUGGUCCCUGUUAUGGUCAUCACCAUAUGUUAUGGCCUGAUGAUUCAGCGCCUGAGGAGUGUCCGUCUGCUCUCGGGCUCCAAGGAGAAAGACCGCAACAUGCGUCGUAUCACCCGCAUGGUCCUGGUGGUGGUGGCAGCCUUCAUCAUAUGCUGGACCCCCAUACACAUCUUCAUCAUUGUGAGGACCAUGGUGGAUAUUGACACCAGGAAUCCCUUUGUGAUUGCGAGCUGGCACCUGUGCAUUGCCUUGGGCUACACCAACAGCAGCCUAAACCCGGUCCUCUAUGCUUUUCUGGAUGAAAAUAUCAAGAGAUGCUUCAAAGACUUCUGCCUUCCCUGUCAGACCCGCAUGGACCAAAGGAGUCAAAUCAGCGGUCGCAACACCACCAGGGAACCCGUGUCAGUCUGCGCCCCACCAGAAACAGGCAAGCAGCCCGCAUGACUAGGCAUGGAUAGAGUCCCUAGCAGCUCUCGCUCGAACAGAAUUCAUCGAGAUCCGCAGUCGGAGACUACUCUGAUUACAACCACAGAGUUUUGAGAAAUCUUUGGAGGAAAAGCUUCAACAUUUUCAAAAUGCUAAUUUUUUGGGACAUAUUGUUAAGACAAACGAUUUACCAGUGUUACUCUUUCAUUAUAGAGAAGAUGAGUUCUUCAUGAAAAACUUAAACACCAUUCCGUUUUCUAGCAGAUGAGACUUUUUAUGAGAAGAUGGACCCACAUCAGCUUCACAGCAACUUUAUUUUUUAUCUAAACCAAAACAGAUGGACUGUACAGAUCAAAACCACACAAGCUAUACCCACCACCAGCUGGAUGAUGAUUGAGAUAUCUCUGAGGAAAGUGUACAUUUCUAAAAUUAGAAUUAAGGACGUAGAUUCAAACUUGGAUUAAAAGUGCUCAUCACAAAGGUUUUGAACUUGCAACACUACCUAGCUUUGCCAACGUGCUUUAGAUGGAACAAAGAGGGAAGAACAGCAGCACAAUGCUGUUGGGAUUUCUAUGGGCUGGUUGUAUGUGGUGUUGGUCCUGUGGAGAGUGACUGUCAAGAAAGAACAAAUGUCAAUGUCAAGAAAUGCGAAUUUGUAGAUAUUAUAAGGCUUUUGCAUAUGAGCAAAUCUGGCUAAAGUCACAGUGAAAAUUAUCAUGGUGUCUGUAUUCAUGGUGCUUUUUUCCAUCUCUGGAUGUUGAUAUCUUGUCUUCACGCUCAUUGCAUGUGGUUUAACAAGUUUAUGAAAAAACAAAAAAACUAGAUGUCAGCACUUGGAAUUGGAUUACUUUUUUGGAUCCAUAUUUGGAAAAUUACUGUCGACUUCCCCGCAGAGGCUGGAAUGGAGACAGUGAAUCCUGUCUUGACUGUGCACAGCAGGAUGUCGGCAUAUUUUGUUCAAAUGACUUUGUGAAUGUAAAGCGAAGCCUAUAUAAUCUCAGAUGCUUUGCUCUGAGAAAGCAUUGUCUUUCCAGAGCAUAUGCUUAUGUUAUUUUUCAAAUUCAAUGUAUUUCAGGACUGCAUGUACAGGGAUAGGUUUGCAAAUUAGAAUGGCACAGAUGUGC